AAAUGUCCAGGAGAUGUUGAUUUUCAUAAUAGUGACUGGGACAUUAAGACAAUCACCAGCUCCUUGAAAUUCUACCUCAGGAAUCUUUCUGAACCUGUCAUGACCUAUAGACUUCACAAAGAGCUGGUCUCUGCUGCCAAGUCUGACAACCUGGAUUAUCGGCUGGGAGCUAUUCAUUCCUUGGUAUAUAAGCUACCAGAAAAGAACCGAGAGAUGCUGGAACUUCUUAUAAAACACUUGGUCAAUGUGUGUGAGCACAGCAAAGAGAAUCUUAUGACCCCCUCUAACAUGGGGGUGAUCUUUGGGCCCACUCUCAUGAGAGCUCAGGAGGACACUGUGGCUGCCAUGAUGAACAUCAAAUUCCAGAACAUUGUGGUGGAAAUCCUAAUUGAGCACUUUGUCAAGAUUUAUUCAGGUCCACCUGAGGAAAGUACUGCACCCCCAGUGCCUCCACCUCGAGUGACAGCAAGAAGGCACAAACCAAUCACAAUUUCGAAGCGCUUGCUGAGGGAAAGGACAGUUUUCUAUACUUCUUCCCUGGAUGAAAGUGAAGAUGAAAUCCAACACAGAACACCAAAUGGUACUAUCAUCAGCAGUAUAGAACCCUCCAAGAUGCCACAACACCCAAAAAUGCCUAUGCAGAGAAGUGGGGAAGCAGAUCAUGGGAGGAAAUCCCCAAGCAGGCCUGUUUCAGAUGGCAAGUUGGAGUCCUGCCUCGAGGUGGAUGUGGGGAAGUUGGUAUCUAGGCUGCAGGAUGGAGGGACCAAGGCCAUACCAAAGGCCACCAAUGGACCUGUGCCAGGCCCUGGGCCCACUAAGGCCUCCUCUUUCCAUGUAAAGAGACCAGCUCCUCGGCCCCUGGCUCACCACAAGGAGGGAGACUCUGACAGUUUCAGCAUAGUGCGGCCUCCAGGAGAAAAGCCAACCAUCAUCCGACCCCCAGUGAGGCCUCCAGAUCCUCCCUGCCGGGCAACUACUACCCAGAAACCAGAACCAAAGCCAGAUAUAGUGACUGGCAAUGCAGGGGAAAUCCCAUCGUCUGUGGUGGCUUCCAGGACCAGGUUCUUUGAAACAGCUUCCCGGAAAACAGGAAGUUCUCAAGGCAGAGUUCCUGGAGAUGAGAGUUGAGGCCUCAGGUUUUAAAAGCCUUGGCCUCAGGGGACCCUUUCCAGGUUCUAGAAGAGUCUUCUUCAAACCCUUGUGUGCUGAAGAGCAGAUCUUUCCUGGCCCUGCACCUUCAGGCUCUGGGAUGCUAUAAAAUAAGGGACACACGUCCUAGACACAAGUUUAUUUCUCCUUUGUAUUCUGUCUUCAUUCCCUCAGAAGGUCUAUCUUGAGCUCCUAUAAGACUGUGAAUGGCUGAACUCCCUCAAGCCAGACUGCAGAAACCAAGCUAUCCACCGACCUGAGUCGAAGAGAGGAGCUCAGUUUUCAACUCUUCUCUGAACUUCCUGCCUUCUCAAAAGGCCAUCUAGCUCUGAAAGAUUUGAGACUAAAGAUUUAUCUCAGAAGUCUUACCCUGAACCAGAAGUUACUUGAGUUGGGUCCAUUGCUUACCUUGGAAGUAGGGGAGUAGGAAUGUUUGCUGAACUUUCGAGAAUCUCAAUAUGUCUCUUACUGAGGAUAUGGACCCUGGUGCCAGUUUGGAGCUUUGGCGCUGUAAUAUAUUGCCAAGAAUGUGUCUGCUCUUAUGGGACCAGACAGAAUGAGUGAUGCCCCCACAAUCCCUCCAAGUGGACUCAGGCCUUCCUGCUUCUGCAUACAGCCGCUUAGGACAAAUCUGCAAAGCAUGUUUUACAUGUCAAAGCCUAGGUCUGUUUGAAUUAUUCCUCCUCCUGUUUUCUCCUGACAGCUUCCUUUCCAAGCAAUCAAGAAAGAAACAAAAGCUGAAGACAGUUCUUUUAAAAAAGGCAGACUGUGUUUGUUCUGCAGGAGUUCCAUUUUUGGGUCAAAUGCUGGGGAGAAUUGUUAAGAUGGAUUGAGGCCAGGCAGUUGUCACUGUUGCUUCAUGUCUGCCUUAUGCAGAUAAGCUGUUUUAUCACCUGAAAGAAACAGUUCUUAACCCAAUAUCUGUGGAUUCAGGAACUUCAUAAAGCCUCUGAAAUGGUAUGCCUUUUCAAUGUGCCUUUUCUGAGGAGAUGGUCCAUAACAUUCUAGUGAAUUUCAAAUUGGGCCUGUGACACAAUAAAGGUUAAGAACCACAGCCUUUGAGAUAAAAGACUCUUUUUAUGACCUAUAAAAUAUUUGAUUAGAAAGGCCUUUCAGAAUUAUUUAGUCUAACUCCUUAGUUUACCUUUGGGGAAACUGAGGCAGAGCAAGUUAGCAGCCAUGUGUAAACAAGAUACCACAUCCCUGGGCACCUACACAAGGUUCUUUCCAUUACACCAUGCUUAUCUAGCAAGGGGCCUUAUGAUUGGUCGCUUUAAUGGCCAUCAUUUUGAGGAUCUGGCUUUUACCCUCUUUCUUGGGCUACACAUAUUUGCCACCAAAUGGGACUUCCAGACAUAAGCUCCUGGUCUUCCUCAUUUGCUAUUUCAAUCAUUGGAAAGGAAUUAAAACACAGUUAGUGUAGUGAGUCAGAAAUCUGACGAGUAGACAUUUCUGAUUCCUGUUUGUUGAAGAGAAGCUGCUGGAGAAAGUGUCAUCUCUUGUUUCCACACAGGUGCCUUGGCUUUAGGGUGGGCUUUAAGAUAGCCUGUCUUUAGGGUCUGUGUAAUUAUAAUGUGGUCCAGUGUGAGAGAAAGGACUUUCCUAUUGGACUCUUAUAGCCAGGCCCCACUAGUGCACUGACUAUAGUACUGAGAAAGAAGCAUAGACAUGGGGAGAGGGGAGGUGAGAGAGAGGGUAAGGGAGAGGGAGAUGAGAAAGAGAAUGCACCCAUGCCCAAACCAACUCUGAGAUGCCUUUGGAACAGUGUUACUGAAAGGCAAUAGCUACUUUCAAGAUUGAACUCUAAAUAUGGCUUAUUGAUGAGUUAGUAACAUGUAAGCUAAACACACUGAGAGCCUUUGUGGAAGUAAUUGAGUAGCAAUUUGAUGACAUUCUUAAUGACGAUGUACCCAGGUGGCCAUAUUGAACUCUCAGCUCUACCCAGUCUCAAAGGCAAAUUUGCUAAAAAAACCAGGAGAAAGUAAGCCAAGUGGGCACCAUUCUACCUGCUGCUCACCCUCAAAGGGAAUCUCUGUGAGACCUACUAGCCUCACUCAGGAAGUACUCAUUGAGCCACAGUCUCAGAGCUGUGGCCUCUCUGCUCUGUCCCAUUAGAUGACUAGCUAAACAAAGCAGGUGUGCAGAUUUUAGCCACAGAAGCAGUGGCCAAUGGGGCCUCAGUACCUUUGAAGAUAUUAGAGACAUGAUUUCACUCUGGUUUCCUUGGGGGGAAAUUCCACAGUCACCACUACAAAUAUUGAGAGAUUAUUGAGAACCAGAGAAAGCCACCACAAUUCCAGUAGAAUAUGUGUCCCAGAAAUGUGGCUGUGAGAUUGCUAUGUGUUUCCUGGGACACAGAUCUUUAGGCCUGGCCUAAAGAGUUGGGAUCACCAGUCUGACUGGAAGCCAAGGAGCAGUGCCUGGCUGGCUCUACCCCUGCCCUGGGCUAUACCCAAAGAAUGAACCUCAGCACCUACCCUUUUGUUCUCUGAUUUAAAGAGCAAAAGCUUCUGUGGAAUGAGACUGGCUUGUCCUAGGCUUGAUGGAUGGAUAGUCAUUCAGAAGAGACUAUGGGAAGGGGGUGAUAAUUGAAGCGUGUCAAUUGUAGGAAAUUAUCCGCAUACCUCGGCCAGCAGGUAGGAGAAACUGGCAAUGGAUGAACUGUAAAUGUUGAGCUGUCAGUGAUAACAUUUAUUAAGCACCUACUAAGUGCUAGAUGCUUCAUAUACAUUAUAUCAUUUAGUCCCUACAAUAAUCAUGCAAGUGGAUGCUAUCCUCCUCAUUUUACAGAUAAAGGAUUUAUGACCCAGCAGGCUAAAAUUAACUGGCUCAAGGUCACACAGAAAGUAAAUAACAGAAUUAUUAUUCUAAUCCAGCUUUCUCUGACUCUGCACUCCAUGUUGUUUUCCCUUUGCCAUAUAAAGGCCAUAAUACUGGAGCUGACCUACUUAACAAAAUAUUAAAAGGCAAGUAUUUGAGGGGAAGGAGGGGAUGAAGGUCCAGUUUACAGGGGAAUAAAAACUGGGCUGAAAGA
This is a messenger RNA of Balaenoptera musculus (blue whale), 4183 nucleotides long. It is a transcript of the gene OPHN1, whose product is annotated as oligophrenin 1. Bases 100 to 1128 code for a protein of 342 amino acids. Gene Ontology annotation, molecular function: GTPase activator activity. The transcript has 10 exons. The record is from RefSeq and is a predicted model, not a curated record. Lineage: Eukaryota; Metazoa; Chordata; Mammalia; Artiodactyla; Balaenopteridae. Gene Ontology annotation, biological process: signal transduction.